This is a messenger RNA of Colletotrichum truncatum, 1659 nucleotides long. RefSeq lists its product as uncharacterized. Lineage: Eukaryota; Fungi; Ascomycota; Sordariomycetes; Glomerellales; Glomerellaceae. The record is from RefSeq and is a predicted model, not a curated record.
AUGAGACCUCAAGCUUUUAUCGGAGCCUUUUCCUUGCUUGGAAUCGGGAUAGCAGCUGCUCAAAACUGCACAUUCCAAUCGAUUACACCGUCAACCAACCUUGUUUGGUGCCGCUGCGAGGGCCCUUUCUACUGCGCCAAGCUCGAUGUACCUCUUGACUAUUUGAAUCCUCAGCUCGGCCGAGCCUCGGUCCCGUUAAUGAAGCUUCCCGCAGAUCCGGCUUCCCAAAAUGGUCCAUACCGAGGCAUGAUCCUCAUUAACCCUGGCGGUCCAGGUGGUUCCGGAAUCGAACUAGCCCGCAGCAGUGCAAUCCAAAUCCAGCCUAUCCUAGGCUCAAACUAUGACAUCGUAGGUUUCGACCCUCGCGGGAUUGGGCUCAGCGAGCCGCGAGCAAGCUGCUCGGCAGGAAACUCUACCCGUCGACGAAAGACUCGGAACGUGCCUCGCCUGGGAGACGCAUUCUACAACGAGCGUAUCGAAAUCUACAAGGAUAUCGGUGAACGCUGCCAAGCGACCAUUGGCGCCGAUACUGCUGCCGGACCACACAUGACAACCGCCACAACGGCACGCGAUAUGCUCAGCAUUGUCGAAGCCUUUGCCGCCACCCCUGAUGGUGCCCGCGCGGCACUAAACUCCAGUCAGCUGAACUAUUACGGUAUCAGUUACGGCACCUUUCUUGGACAGACCUUCGCGUCAAUGUUUCCCGACAGAGUUGGACAUGUUGCGCUCGAUGCCGUCCUCAGCCCCGAGGGUUACCAGGAGAACGGCACAUAUCCCAACAUGAAUCAUGUCGAUGGUAUUCUAGGGGCAUUUUUUAUUUAUUGUCACGCCGCAGGGCCAGGCUACUGCGCCUAUUAUACUGGCGACACCCCCAUGAAUAUCUUUGAGCGGUGGAACGCGUCAUUCUCGCAGCUUGAUGCUCGUACAGCAGAAGCCGAGGGUUGGGAGAAUGCCACCGAGAUUGCAUCUGCUCUCCGUGUUUUCAAAGACGGAAUUCUUUCUGUCGCUAUCGAACCGUUGGCUUCGUUUGGCAUCAUCGCACCCGCGCUUGUACGUUUGGAGCAGGCGCUGGAUGGGGGCUACCUCGCUGUCUGGACAGAGCAGGUUAAGCUAUUACUUGGGGAAUCAGAAGAUGCAGAAGUAUUGGAUGGAAAUCUUGAGCAGAAUAUCGGAGUGACGUGCUCGGAUCAGAAAAAUAGGCUGUAUGGGAAGUCGCUGGAAGAUCUCCGCCCUCUGAUAAAGCAGCUGGAAGACCAAAGUGUGAUUGGGGAAAUUUGGGCUACGGUGGCACUAAGUUGUACCGGAUGGUCCAUCAGCUCCAACGACGUUUUUGAAGGGCCUUAUGGGGGCAACACGUCAUACCCGUUGCUUUUUGUUAGCAACACAUUCGAUCCUACAACACCCAUUGAGAAUGCUAUUGCGAACGCUCCCAAAUUCAGGAAUUCUCGGAGGCUUACUAUUGAUGGAUUGGGCCAUAAUUCCUUCACGACAGACAACCUGUGUGGCUUCGAAGCCAUUAGGUCCUACUUCCAGGACAAGAUGUGCGGCCGAGAGCACUAUUGUCCGCUCGAGAUUGGGCCGUUCGGCGUUCAGUUGAACGGAACGAUUCAGCAGAACCUUGAAACUGCAGGGUUAGCAAGAAUCCGCGACUUGUACUAG